GCAAAAGCUAUGACAACUCCUUGCGGCGAAUAUCGAAAGGAGAUCCAAAAGUGUAAUAUCCAAACUGGGACGCAGGUGGUGAAUCAGCAACCAUGCUCCAUACCGACAAUUCAAAGUCAAACUACCUCGGCGGCACCGAUGCGACCUAGAUCUGUCUAUACGGCACACAGUUAUCACGCUCAAACAGAUGAUACUAAUUUUCAGCGAUAUAGUGAGUUUCCAAAGUAUUUUGAAGCACCACCGUCAGAGCAGUGGGGUGGAUUAGCCGGUGCGACGGCAUUUUCUAAUUCAACAGCACUCUGGCGACAGCCUCGAAAUUCUAAAACCAUUGCGCCAUACUACGAAGAGGCAUGCAUCUAUACAGAAAACUGGAGGGAACAUGAUACUGAUGCUGCUAUCGUAGCUACACCGCAUGGUACAAUUUCAUUGAGACUUCACAACAGAAUUCGGGUUGACAUGACCAUCGAUCGUGCAGUUAGAGUAAUUAAUUUUAAGAAUAAUAUUGUACUAUCGUUGAGCGGUUCUGGAGCGGCUGCGGCAUUACUUCAUCCAAACGGAAGAAUAUAUCAGUAUGGAUCACGAGUUGAGAUCUUGGCUCAUGACGCCCACGGCAAUAACAAGUCAGUGGUAUCUGUAACAUCGUUAAAAUACGCAAAGAUGUGGUAUAAGGGGGUGAGCUUCACUUCGGAACAGUGCGCUCUAGUUUAUUUAGUUGAUACGGCGGGAACAAGAACGACCACAGAUUCAUUUUCAGAUAUGGGUCAGGACUUUUCUCUUAGUGUUUUUUACUCUCGUUCUCGGCAUGGUCCAGCAUGCUUGCAAGAAGCUACAGCAGCUUUAAGUGCUGCUCAAUACUGGUUAACUAACGAAGGUGUAGAAAACUGGAUCAUUAACAAUGUUAGAGUUUCACAAACGCCUGAUGGUCUUGUCAGGAUUGCACGAAAUAGUAACAAAUAUCAAUUGCGAACAUCACCCAGUAACGGGACAGCUUCAUUAACGACACCAUUUUUACAUUGUACUGCAUCUCUUGGACAGACUUCUCAUCUUUUCGUGCGUCGUGGUGAGCGACGUAUGCAUUACGAUGGAACUAGUUUUAUUGUACGAAACGCGGGUCACAGUGCCGGAUUUGAUGACAACAAUCAAUUGAAAGUUUAUUAAGAAAAUUUGGCAUGAAUCAUUAUUACCGCAAGCUUUAUAAAUGUUUAUUAGCGGCAAUAAUAAUAUUUACAUUCAGUAUAUAGAUUUAAUUUUAAUGCCGUAAAUAUACAUAAAGCUACAUAAAAAUGAAAAGUUACAUCUUUGAAAAUUAGUCUCUGAUAAAGUAACUUUUUCGCGAAAUCUAUGAUACACCUUACUCAGUUUUUAAGUUUAGAAAUUUAAUUCAUUUUAAAGAUGUGUUUAGCCAUUUAAUUGAAUUGUCUUUACUUAAACCCUGUGCAUAAUAGUUACAACAAGAUAGAGUACAAUGUAUUCUAUAAAAAGUUUUCUUUAAAUUUAGAAUGAUUAA
Heterotrigona itama is the source of this 1507-nucleotide messenger RNA. The record is from the annotation of a GenBank genome assembly. Lineage: Eukaryota; Metazoa; Arthropoda; Insecta; Hymenoptera; Apidae.